Messenger RNA from Miscanthus lutarioriparius, 444 nucleotides. The record is from the annotation of a GenBank genome assembly. Lineage: Eukaryota; Viridiplantae; Streptophyta; Magnoliopsida; Poales; Poaceae.
AUGGCCAAGCAGCACAUUCUCCUCCUCGUCACCCUGGCUUGCAUCCACCACAUUGCGUACGUAGCGAGCUUGAAGGCGGCUGCGACAGGGACAGCAUACGACAUCCUGGACAAAAACAACUUACCGCGUGGACUCCUCCCCCAGGGUGUUCGAUCAUACGUUCUCAACCCGGACGGCAAACUAGAAGUGACCCUCGCAGGACGGUGUGAGAUUCCAGUCACCUUCGGCGGCCAACAGCUCAAGUUCCGUUUCUCCAGCACGGUUGGAGGGGUCAUCAAGCCCGGUUCCAUCCAGGAGGUGUACGGCGUGGAUGUGCAGAUCAAGUUCGGCUGGCUCGGUAUCAGACAAGUCGACCGUGCCGGUGACCAACUCACAUUUCAGGCCAAGCAGUUCACACAGUCGUUUCCGGUCAGCGCCUUCGGCGUGAGCCAGUCCUGCAGCUGA